Molecule: messenger RNA, 1096 nt
Organism: Baudoinia panamericana UAMH 10762
Lineage: Eukaryota; Fungi; Ascomycota; Dothideomycetes; Mycosphaerellales; Teratosphaeriaceae
Exons: 1
Coding region: 136-660 (174 amino acids)
Source: RefSeq, a predicted model, not a curated record
GGAUAAGUAUAGCGCAAUUUCCCUUCCUCCUCCUUUCUGGCGAUCUGCAAUGGACUUCGACUUCCUUUUCUACACCCACUCUCCACCAAGACCGAACAAGCCUUUGCCCUCCACAUCUUCUAGAGUCACUCCACCAUGUCAACCACAAGCAGCUACCGCCCGGCCAACCGUGCCUACUCUACGACAGGCGCAGGCAGUAACAGUGAUGUGUACCUACCCGCCAGUAGCGUGUACUCCUCCGCCUCCAGCUCCAGCACCAGCAGCCGCCAAAGCCGCCUAAGCUCAUCAGGCACCUACCAACCGCGCAGCCACGCCGGCUCGCACAUCGGCAUGACCAACGCCGGCAUCUCCGACCCGCGCCAACGCAUCGGGUACGUAGAGGAUAUGCCCGCGCCGGAUUGGUUUAGUAGUGGUGCAAGUCGGGAUCCUUAUGAGAGGCAGAAGUGGGCGGGUGCCAGGAGGGUGGUUGAUAGCGGCUUGUUUGAUGGGGUGGCGACUGCUGAGAGGCGGGAAGGUGAUGGUUCUGUGGUGUCUUCGUCGGUAUCGCCGUUCGGGCCAUCUACGGUGGCAUCUUGGGAGGUUGGGCCGGAGGAUUCGAUCUCGCAGGUUUCGGGUCAAGGCGGGGCGCGCGGCCGAGGAAGGCGGACGAAGGAUUUAUGAUGGUAAUGCUGUUCAGGCGAUAUUUAAGGUGGGCCGCGGUAGUGGAAUCGCGUCGGAGCAGGGGCAUCUCGUCCACUAUGAGUGGAGCGAUGCAUCGCCUCAAGGAGAACAAUCUCGGUGCUGCUUGCUUCGUGUCAUGCCAGAGUGAUGCGAAGGCGCUUUUGCGCAGUAGAUGCUAUGGAGUGGCGAGCAAUCGUUCGCAAAUGCUUUCCCAUGAAAUCUAGUGUCGUCUCGAAAGGCGAUCUCAUCUCACGUUCCGGCAGGCUGCUCGCUCGCAGGAGCAGCCACCUUCUCCUUGAACGGUUGACGGCACAUCGGACAUUUGCCUUGACUUGACUCGGACUGGAUCCAGUCGCUGAUGCAGUGCAUGUGGAAGCAGUGUGUACAUGCUCCGAUUACUAAUGCCGUCGUUAGUCGUCAAGCGAAUCGACGUUAG